GAGAGGGCCCGUGUCGCCCGAGCGCAUUCGGGAACUCGUGGAUGAUGGUGCGUGGCGCCGGCUCUUGGCAGCACUGCGCGGCGGCGCCCCCAUGCUGGACUCCGCGGACGUCGCCGAUGACCUCCGCCGCCUCCUCCCCGAGGAGAGCACCGCCGACAUCGUCGCGAGGGUCGCCUCCGCGGUAGACAUACCCGACGACGACUUCCAGAAGGCAGUGGCGCAAGAGCUGCGCGAAGCCAGCCCCCACGCAGCAGCCGGGCGAGACGGAAGCCGGGCGACGCACUGGCAGGUAGGUUCAGGAGACGAGCACUUUGAGCGCCUGCUUGCCACCGCCUUGAAACACUGGCUCGACGGGGAGGCCCCCGAGGAACUAGACGACUUCUUCUCGCGUCAGACCCUGUUCGUGUUGCAGAAGAACAAUGGCGGCGUUCGGCCUAUCGCAGUCGGCGCUUUCCUCGGGAGGCUGGCAUUACGAGCCCUACUCCGGUGCAAGCGGCAGGAGGUUCAGGACGCUGUCAGCUCCAUGCAGUUCGCGCUCGGGCGCGCUGGCGGCGCCGACGCGGCGUUCAAGGCGCUCAGCUUGGCCGCGGCUUCCGGUAACUCCACGGCCGUUCUCAGCUUGGACAUCAAGAACGCCUACGGCACAGUCCGCCGGAGGGCCGCUCAGGAGGCCGUUCGGGCUCGCGCGCCUUGGAUGAGCCCCUUGGUUGACCGCCUGCUCACCGCCACGACCCGGAACGCCUACGACACAGCCGACGGCGACACGAUCUGGGUCGAGCAGGGCACUGGCGUGCCGCAAGGGUGCCCGCUCAGCACGUUCCUCUUCUGCGUGUCCUUGGCCGGUGUGUUGGAAGACACCAGAGAGGUGCUUCACCAGCGAGGCCUCGGGACGAGUCUCGUGGCGUACGCGGACGACCUGUACAUCGUGGAGCCAGCUGCCAACCUCGCGGCCUCGUACGACGCGCUGGCUGCGGAGCUCGCGCGGGUGGGCUUGCAGUUCGCGCCGGAGAAGACGAAAGUUUGGUUGGCUUCACCCGAGGCAGCGCAAACUCUCCCAGCGACGCUGCGUCACGCCGCGGUGCCCGACCUCCCCGUGUUAGGGUGCCCUCUCUACCACCACGACCGCGAGGACGACUUGGCUGCAGGGUUCGGCAACUCCGAACAGGGAAUGCAGAAAGCGGCGGCGCUGGUGCGCACGACGGCGGCCACGCUCAAGGACGCCCGAAAGCGCGGGCUCGGCUGCCAGGUCGCGGGCGCCAUUCUGCGGUACGUCACAAUCGGGGCCCCUCAGCACCUGCUCCGCUCGCGCCUCUGGAGCGAACCGGCGCUCGCGGCCUACGACAGCGCCGUGGCGGACGCGUGGGCCGAGCUGAUCGGCGUCAACCUGACCCCGGAGCAGAUCGCCAUCGGCAACUUGCCGCUUCGCGACGGCGGCGCUGCCUUCGGCUUGCCCACGCCGCGGGCGUCUGCUGCCUUCCUCGCGGGAUGGCGCCACCACCUGUGGCGGCAGUGCGCCGGGGCUCCCUUGUACACAGAACAGGGACUGCGCGCAGCUUUCCCCGGGCUUGCGGCGGAGCUGGACAAGGCGAGAGCUGACCUGACGGCCCGGGCGCCCGCGCUGGCCGGCGACGUGAAAUUCGACUUCACCACCGAGCCCCACAAGCGCAUUCAGAGGAUGAUCAUGGACGCCGUGAACUCCCGGGCGCGCGAGUCUGUCCUCGCCAGUGUCCCGGAACCGUACCGGGCGCGCCUGCGGCAAGCAGGCGGCGCGGGGGCGGGCAGCUUCCUGUGCGUGCCCCAGCCCGGCAACCAGGCAAUCGCAGACGGAGACUGGCGCAUGGCGCUGCGCAGGCGCGUGGCCAUUGACGUCGCCGUGGUAGGCGCCCGCGCUGACGCGCCCCGGAUCCGCGCGGCAGCAAGCCGCGACGGCGCCGCUGCAGCGGAGGAGGAGAGGGCCAAGCGGCGACGCUACGCAGGGCUUGACAUCGCCCCGUGCGUGCUGGAGCUGGGGGGCCGCCCAGGCGAGAGCGCGCAGGCGACCGUACGCAUGCUGGCCGUGAUGGCAGGCGGCGAGUCGCGCGCCUCUGCGCUGGCGGCCGGCCUGUGGCAGCAGGUCAGCAUGGCCGUGCAGGCCACGGUCGCCUGGCGCAUAGCGAGUGCCUACGUGCGUCAGGACUCGCUCUCCCUGGCAGGGUCCAGGGCGGAGAGCAGCGAGGAGGAGAACGAGGGGCAGCAGUAG
Molecule: messenger RNA, 2239 nt
Organism: Prorocentrum cordatum
Lineage: Eukaryota; Dinophyceae; Prorocentrales; Prorocentraceae
Source: the annotation of a GenBank genome assembly